AUGGCCGGUGGCCGCUACGGGCGGGCGCUUGGGCUGGCUGCCCCCAAGCGAAGGCGGGCGGGGGAUCCGAUGCGACGACGAUCUCCUCCUGGCCCGGAUCCCGAGUGCAGGGCGAACCCGCGCUUCCUAGGGCAGGCCUGGAAGGGAAGGGUCCAUUUUCCAGACACAGAGAGGGCAGAAUGGCUCAACAAGACUGUAAAACAGAUGUGGCCUUUUAUUUGCCAAUUUAUUGAGAAACUCUUCCGGGAGACCAUAGAACCAGCAGUAAGAGGAGCAAACAACCACCUCAGUACCUUCAGUUUUACAAAGAUUGAUAUUGGUCAUCAGCCUCUGCGGAUAAAUGGUGUAAAAGUGUACACUGAAAAUGUGGACAAAAGGCAGAUCAUUUUGGAUCUUCAAAUCAGUUUUGUUGGAAACUGUGAAAUUGAUUUGGAGAUCAAGAGAUACUUCUGCAGAGCUGGUGUGAAAAGUAUACAGAUCCAUGGCACUAUGAGGGUUAUCCUGGAACCACUAAUUGGAGACAUGCCCCUAAUUGGAGCACUCUCCCUUUUUUUCCUUAGGAAACCUCUUUUGGAAAUUAACUGGACUGGACUGACCAAUCUUCUGGAUGUUCCGGGGCUGAAUGGCUUAUCAGAUACAAUAAUAUUGGAUAUAAUAUCCAACUACCUGGUCCUUCCAAAUAGAAUUACAGUCCCCCUUGUCAGUGAAGUGCAGAUUGCUCAGUUGCGGUUUCCUAUACCAAAGGGUGUUCUAAGGAUACACUUUAUUGAAGCUCAAGACCUGGAGGGGAAAGAUACUUACCUAAAAGGGAUUGUCAAAGGAAAGUCAGAUCCUUAUGGAAUCAUCCGGGUGGGCAACCAGAUUUUCCAAAGCAAGGUCAUCAAAGAAAAUCUCAACCCGAAGUGGAAUGAAGUUUAUGAGGCCUUAGUAUAUGAACAUCCAGGACAGGAGCUAGAGAUUGAGCUCUUUGAUGAAGACCCAGAUAAAGAUGACUUCCUGGGAAGUUUGAUGAUAGAUUUAAUUGAAGUUGAAAAGGAGCGUCUUCUAGAUGAGUGGUUUACUUUGGAUGAAGUGUCCAAAGGAAAAUUGCAUUUAAAACUGGAAUGGCUCACAUUGAUGCCAACUGCUGAAAAUCUAGACAAGGUGCUAACAAGCAUUAGAGCUGAUAAAGACCAGGCCAAUGAUGGGCUUUCCUCUGCAUUGCUUAUUCUCUAUUUGGACUCAGCAAGAAACCUACCCCAUAAUCCAUUAGAAUUUAACCCUGAUGGCUUGAAGAAGGCUGCUGUUCAGAAAGCCCUAAAGUCAGGAAAGAAAUUAAACAGCAAUCCCAACCCACUUGUUUUGCUGUCAGUUGGACACAAGGCACAGGAAAGUAAGAUUCGAUACAAGACCAAUGAACCAGUAUGGGAGGAAAACUUUACUUUCUUUGUACACAAUCCCAAAAGACAAGACCUUGAAGUUGAGGUGAGGGACGAACAGCACCAGUGUUCUUUGGGGAACUUCAAACUGCCUCUAAGCCAGUUGCUGGAGAGUGAAGAUUUGACUAUGCAUCAGCGGUUCCACCUGAGCAACUCUGGUCCAAACAGCACUAUAAACAUGAAGAUUGCACUCAGGGUCCUUUCGCUUGAAAAGCAAGCAAGAUCUCCAGAUCAUCAACACUCAGCCCAAGUCAAAAGGCCAUCUCUUUCCAAAGAUGCAAGAAAAUCAUCUUUUAAGCCUCAGGUUCCUGUCUCGCCACCACCUGAUUCAAACAAACCUGUUCCAGCUUCCCCAGUGACUGAUAGUGAUAAAAAGACUGAUACAGCUGAAAAAAGUCAGCCUCCCAAUGCCAGCCCUCAGUGGCCAACAGAUCUCAGCCGAAGUUCCUCCAGUCUUCAUGCCUCUAACUUCUCUUACUCUCCCAGCCACCUCUCAGUCAAAGAACCCACUCCUAGCAUAGCCUCAGACAUAUCUCUGCCUAUCGCCACUCAGGAGCUACGGCAAAGACUACGACAGCUUGAAAAUGGAACAACUCUGGGGCAGUCUCCAUUAGGACAGAUUCAGCUAACAAUUCGUCAUAGUUCACAAAGAAACAAACUGAUUGUGGUAGUGCACUCCUGCAGAAAUCUAAUAGCAUUUUCAGAAGAAGGAUCCGAUCCAUAUGUGCGAAUGUAUUUAUUGCCUGAUAAGAGACGAUCAGGAAGAAGAAAAACACAUGUAUCAAAGAAGACAUUAAACCCAGUCUUUGAUCAAAUAUUUGAUUUCAGUGUUUCCCUGCCUGAAGUACAGAGAAGAACACUAGAUGUAGCAGUGAAGAACAGUGGUGGUUUCUUGUCCAAAGAUAAAGGGCUGCUUGGCAAAUUAUUAAUACCUCUGGCAUCUGAAGAACUUGCUAAAGGCUGGACCCAGUGGUAUGAUUUAACAGAAGAUGGUACAAGGCCACAUGGUGCAAGUUAGGCCCAUGGAUACUGGGAAUUUCCCAUGCAUACUUUUGCCAACCUUUAUAUAUUUUUAAAGCAUUGUUCUCACAGAUGUACCAAUAUUAUUUUUAUAGCUUUACUGAUUUAGUUCUUAAGACAUCCCCAAUAAUUUUAUAACACUCAGUCAUUUUAUGUAGACAUAGCCUUUCCCAUUGUUAAACUUUGUAUUUUAAUUUGCUAAACAAUUUUAUGUGUUACUGUAAUGUGCAAUAGUACAGUAAAGUAACCUUUUGUGUUUAAAUUGAUCUUUAUGAUGGCUGUACCUAUUAGAAAGUGAAAAGAUUAUGUUCUGCUGUUUUCCUGCCUUGUUUUAUAUCUCACCAAGGUAUACCGUAUCAUGUAAAUAUAUACUAUUUUUUUAUAAUUCUUUCAUGCUGGUUUGAAUUCCGAAGAAAAUUAGAUAAAGGAUAAUAGAUAUUUUCUUCUAAAUGCAUGUUAAUUUC
Molecule: messenger RNA, 2902 nt
Organism: Nipponia nippon (crested ibis)
Lineage: Eukaryota; Metazoa; Chordata; Aves; Pelecaniformes; Threskiornithidae
Source: RefSeq, a predicted model, not a curated record